AUGGUGGAGGACGUAUGCUUGCCCACUCUGACAUAUUGUGUGCGAUUUGUUAAAAAGUCCAGCCUGGCCCCUAUGUGUUUCGGAGCUGCAAUAUCUGUUUCAUGUGAUUCCAUCUACAAGAGUUUUGCUCAGUGUUUACUCACACUUGGAGACAGUUUGGUGGAAACACAAAAGGACCAGAGCACACAGGACAUUGAUGCAAUCUGCAGGUCCUGGAAUGCUUUCCAUGUUUGUGCCAACUCAGCCUUGGCCAGCUGCCCUGGAGACGCAGCAGCCGUCUGGGAGUCUUUAAGACAAGAAUCCAGGAAGACGCAGUUCUCUGGAAACCUCUACGACAUGUGUGCCAGCCGCACCACCCUCCCACCCAGCACUGUGCCUGCACCCCAGAGCCCUCCCACCUCCGACCAGACCAACCAGGAAACACUGAAAGGGCAAACAAACAAGCACAGCCCCACCUUCAGCACACUGAUGUUCCCUGUAUGCAGCACCUUACUACUGCUGCUCAGGAGUUAG
Messenger RNA from Perca flavescens (yellow perch), 513 nucleotides. It is a transcript of the gene nrn1lb, whose product is annotated as neuritin 1-like b. Gene Ontology annotation, biological process: neuron projection extension; nervous system development. The transcript is spliced from 3 exons. Gene Ontology annotation, cellular component: plasma membrane. NCBI's taxonomy places the organism in Eukaryota, Metazoa, Chordata, Actinopteri, Perciformes, Percidae. The coding region runs from base 1 to 513 and encodes 170 amino acids. The record is from RefSeq and is a predicted model, not a curated record.